Molecule: messenger RNA, 2016 nt
Organism: Coturnix japonica (Japanese quail)
Lineage: Eukaryota; Metazoa; Chordata; Aves; Galliformes; Phasianidae
Product: olfactory receptor 5AP2-like
Biological process (GO): G protein-coupled receptor signaling pathway
Cellular component (GO): membrane
Molecular function (GO): G protein-coupled receptor activity; olfactory receptor activity
Source: RefSeq, a predicted model, not a curated record
UUGCCAUGUAACAGAUGGCAGCAGAGGGGCACUCUGACAGAAUGGUGUCUGACAUGGUGUCUUAGUUUUAGCUGGGAUGGAUUUUUCUUCAGAGUCCCUGGAAUGAUGUUAUGUUUUGGUUCUAGGAAAAAAAAUGGUGUUAAUAACACGCCAAUUCUAAGUAGUGUUGUACUGAGCCAAGGCCGUCCUCAGUGAAGGGACUAAGGAGCUGGAAGGGAAUGGAGUUAGGACAGCUGACUUAAACAGGCCAAAGGGGUAUUCCAUACUAUACGACAUCACGUGGUUUUGAAAAGAGUGAAAGUUCAUCUGGCUCUUGUGCUGCUCAGCGGCUUAGCUGGGCAGCGGUCAAGGGGUGGUGAGGAAUUGCUUGUAUGUCUAUUGUUACAUGCAUUUUUAUAGAUAUAAAUAUAUAUCAUCAUCAUAACUAUUAUCUUUUUCCUUUUCUUUAUCUUAGAAAACAAUUUUAUAUCAAGCCAUUUUUACUUUUGUUCUUUUCCAGCUCUCUUCUCCACUGAGAAUCAGGGGUGUGAGUGAGCGACUGUGUGGCACUGAGCCACCCUCCAGAUUAAGCCACAACACAUGGAAGUGUGUUCAAAGCAAAAGUGUGUCAUUGUAUUCCUCCAUACAGAAAAAAAUUUAUCCACUGACAUUCAUCAGUGUGUGCUGAACACUUAUGGAGACCAAACAGCAGAUCUGAGGACUGUGAGGCAGUGAGUGGUGCGUUUCAGAAGCAGCAACAUCAAGAGUGAUUCACCUCUGCUGGUGCAGAUCUGCACAAGCGCAGCAUGCAGUAUUUCCUUUGUCAUCACUAAGAAAAGUUAUGUCACAACUAGAAUGGAAAAACAAAACAGUUGUUACAGAGUUUAUUCUCCUUGGAUUUGGAAAUGGCCCUGAGCUGGAUUGCCUUCUCUUCCUAAUGUUCCUGAUGACCUAUAUUAUGACCAUAACAGGGAACACCUUCAUCAUUGUACUGGUGGUAGCUGAUCGGUCUCUUCACACCCCGAUGUACUUCUUCCUGAGCAAUCUGUCUUGCCUGGAUAUCUGCUGCAGCUCAAACAUCUUGCCAAGGGUGUUGCUCAGUUAUCUGAGUGGAGACAGAAGUAUAUCAGUUGUCGGUUGUUUUACACAGUACUAUUUCUUCGGUUGCUUGGCAGCUGCAGAAUGUUAUCUUCUAGCAGUCAUGUCUUAUGAUAGGUACCUAGCAGUGUGCAAACCCCUGAACUAUUUAUUCCUUAUGAACCACAAGUUCUGUCUCCAGCUAGGUGCUGCAUCUUGGGUAAGUGGUUUUCUGUCUAAUUCUAUAUUAACAUUCCUGAUCUCAGACUUAGAUUUCUGUGGCCCUAAUGAAAUUGAACAUUUCUUCUGUGACUCCUUUCCAAUGAUGAAACUGUCCUGCAGUGACACUCACAUGGUGGGACUUGUCACUUCUUUUGUGGCAGGUGUAUGCUCCCUGCCUCCAUUUCUCUUGACCUUCUCAUCCUAUCUCUACAUCAUUAUUACAGUCAUGAGAAUUCCUUCUUCCACUGGAAGGAUAAAGGCCUUUUCCACCUGUUCUUCGCAUCUUCUUGUGGUAUUACUUUUUUACUGGUCAAUAUUAGCUGUCUAUGUCCUUCCUCAUCACAGUAUUCAAAUAUCUCCAAACAAAGUUUUGUCUGUUUUUUACACCAUCAUCACCCCCAUGCUAAACCCCCUCAUCUACACACUGAGGAAUAAAGAGGUAAAGAAAACUCUGCGAAAAAAGGCAAGUACAUUACUGGGUUUCAGAUAGUUGAUUUGAACUUUAAAUAUAAAAUGAGAUAGUCCUUGAUGACUUAAAGGUACAACUUCAUGGCAUAUGGAUAAAGUUAUUUUUAGUACAACUUGAGAAUACAUCACUGUACAUCUAAAAAAUAAAUAAGGAGAGAUACAAGAUGUGUGGAGAGUCUUGCUAUCAAUUUGGGGUGACAGGUAUUACCAAGAAAGAGAGAAUAUGUAGUGAACUCUGUAAAGUAUGCAAAAUAAAGCUAUAAAUUAAUA